This is a messenger RNA of Drosophila elegans, 1182 nucleotides long. It is a transcript of the gene Ogg1, whose product is annotated as N-glycosylase/DNA lyase. The record is from RefSeq and is a predicted model, not a curated record. Gene Ontology annotation, molecular function: 8-oxo-7,8-dihydroguanine DNA N-glycosylase activity; damaged DNA binding. The transcript is spliced from 4 exons. NCBI's taxonomy places the organism in Eukaryota, Metazoa, Arthropoda, Insecta, Diptera, Drosophilidae. Bases 177 to 1178 code for a protein of 333 amino acids. Gene Ontology annotation, cellular component: nucleus. Gene Ontology annotation, biological process: base-excision repair; base-excision repair, AP site formation; nucleotide-excision repair.
AAAUGGGGGAAUACCCUAAAUAAACAGCUGAUUGCUUCUGUGAAUUUGUUGUUUUUCAGCUUAAUCACAAUUUUUGAGUGCCCAGUUUAAAUUUAAUAGAUGAUAACAAUCAACAAACUUAAAUAGAGAAAAAACCGACCCAAGUGACAUAUUUAAUUGCGUGUUUACGUAUAAUUAUGCGUAUUAAAAAUCUCAUCAUGAAAGCGAUGUUACAACAGCGUGGUAAAAUAAACCUGUCCUUAGAAGAGUGUGAUUUAGAAAGAACUUUGCUUGGAGGACAAAGUUUUCGUUGGCGAUCAUUAUCCGAUGCUAAUAGUACAAAGUAUUGUGGAGUCGCGUUCAACAUUUACUGGGUGCUCGAGCAAGAAGAGUCCUGCAUAAAUUACGAGGCAUUCGGCACCACUCCAUUGAUCGCAGUGGACUAUACAACCUUAAUAUCGGACUAUCUCCGUGUUGAUUUCGAUUUAAAACUUAACCAGAAGGAUUGGUUAAGCCGAGAUGAGAACUUUGUGAAAUUUUUGAGCAAGCCUGUCCGCGUUCUUUCUCAGGAGCCAUUCGAGAACAUUUUUAGCUUCCUGUGCAGUCAAAACAACAAUAUCAAGCGUAUAUCAGCCAUGAUCCAAUGGUUCUGUUGUACUUUUGGCACCAAGAUUGGCCAUUUCAAUGGUGCCGAUGAGUACACAUUUCCAACGAUUGACAGAUUCAAAGGCAUCUCCAGCAACGAUCUAAACGACCAAUUACGGGCUGCUAAAUUCGGAUAUCGGGCCAAGUUCAUAGCGCAAACUUUGCAGGAGAUUCAAAAACGAGAUGGACAAACCUGGUUUAUAAGGCUGAGGAGCCUGCCGUUCGAAAAAGCUCGGGAGGAAUUGACCCAGCUCCCCGGAAUCGGAUAUAAGGUGGCCGAUUGCAUCUGCCUCAUGUCAUUGGACCAUUUGGAAUCCGUGCCCGUUGACAUACACAUAUACAAUAUUGCCAAGAAAUACUACCUGCCACAGCUGAACGGUCAAAAGAACAUUUCCAAAAAGGUUUACGAAGAGGUUUCGAAACAUUUUCAAAAGUUACAUGGACAAUACGCGGGUUGGGCUCAGGCAAUUCUUUUUUCUGCUGACUUGGGACAAUUUCAAAAAUCAUCCAAAACUGAUUGUAACAAUAAUUCAAAUAAAAAGCUUAAAAAGUAAUAAA